AUGCGCCGGGUAAUGCGAUUGUUUGCGUCGGCAGGGCCUGGGCGGACGAGGGUGUGCAGGAAGCUCGCAGUGAGGGCCGCUCGUUCGGGCAAAGCGGCGCACACGAUGCAGACGAUGCAGGCGUGGGGAAGGGAGGAGACGGCGAGCGCCGGGCCAGCUGUCAAAGAGAAGGGCAACAAUGCAGCGCUGCUCUGGGCUGUCACAGCGGCUGGCGGGUGCGGGCGCAGAGAGCGUGUGCGUCGUGGGAGUAAUGGCAGCAGUGAGGCCAGAGCAAGGCCAGCUGCGCGGACGACUGCCCCCAGACGACAACGGCGAGGCAGCGGCCCCCGGCCUAGCGAGCAGCCCAUCCCUGGCGGUACCCGCUGCUGUGACGACUCAUCAUCCAGCCCGGCGCCCGCGACCACCACCGCGACGGCCGCUGGGCGUGGCGAGCGCCUUGAGCCCGACGGUCCCAGCCCCGCCGUGCGUGGAGCGCGAUGCUGGCGCCGGGCUGCCGUAGUUGGGCGAAGAGGGCCACCCAGCGUGCUGGAACCCGCGAAAGGGGCAGGCACGCUUGUUUCAAGCCAGCGGGAAGUCACGGUCCAACGGCCAGACGUCAUGCUGCUCUGCUCGGGCUCCACCACAGCACAUCUCCACCGCGCUCCAGACGCUGCCCAGCGCCCGCCCGCGAUGCGAUAUCGCCUGAACAUGGCCUGCGGCUCGCCCAAAGCAACACGUCGCCGCCAGCUGAGGCAGACCGCGCAGCUGCCCGCAGCAUCGACUGAUCGGUGA
Messenger RNA from Mytilinidion resinicola, 771 nucleotides. RefSeq lists its product as uncharacterized. The record is from RefSeq and is a predicted model, not a curated record. NCBI's taxonomy places the organism in Eukaryota, Fungi, Ascomycota, Dothideomycetes, Mytilinidiales, Mytilinidiaceae. The transcript has 2 exons. The coding region runs from base 1 to 771 and encodes 256 amino acids.